AUGCUAUUGGGCUUCAAAGCGCUCGGAUUUGAACCCCCCGACCCUUCCGCGACAGCGACAGCGGCGGCUUCCUCGUCACCCCUCGCCGACUUGCCCUCCAAUUCCCGCCAUGCAGAGCAGUUUGCGCGCCAUACCACCACCCACGCUGGACACGGCGGACUUGUGAGCACAGACUCGAUGAGUCCGGAAGAGGAUUUGGAGGUUGAGGGGCGGCCGCCCUACAUCCACGCGAUGCUUGCUGGAGGAACGGGUGGUGCUUUUGGAGACAUGCUGAUGCAUUCCUUGGACACUGUCAAGACGCGGCAACAGGGCGAUCCAAAUGUACCGUCGAAAUACCGCUCGCUGACCUCGUCAUACUACACAAUAUUGCGGCAAGAGGGCAUCAGAAGAGGUCUCUAUGGUGGUUGGAUUCCUGCGCUAGGUGGUUCAUUUCCCGGGACGCUCAUGUUCUUUGGAACAUACGAAUGGAGCAAACGAUUUCUUAUCGACCACGGGCUACAACACCACCUUGCCUAUCUUUCAGCUGAUACUUCAGGCUUCCUCGGUGACCUAGCCGCCUCCGUCGUAUACGUGCCCUCUGAAGUACUCAAGACUCGACUUCAGCUACAAGGAAAAUACAACAACCCCCACUUCAAGUCUGGCUACAACUACCGCGGCACCAUCGACGCCGCCCGCACCAUCGUCCGCGCCGAGGGCCCGGCGGCCAUGUUCCACGGCUACAAAGCCACACUCUACCGCGACCUGCCCUUUUCGGCAUUGCAGUUUAUGUUCUACGAGCAGUUCCAGACAUGGGCGCGACAGUACAAGCAGAGUCGAGAUAUCGGUGUUAGCUUCGAGCUGCUUACCGGUGCUAUGGCGGGCGGUCUCGCCGGCGUGAUAACGUGUCCCCUUGACGUCGUCAAGACGCGACUGCAAACGCAAGUCAAUCCGUCGGCAACGAACAACAGCCCUGCGCACGCCAAGGACCCGAACCCGCAGAAGCGCUCGAUAUCAACGUCCUCGCCGAGCACCCACCGCCCGCGUCCUGGUGCCAUCCCGUUGGAGACAUCGUCUGUCAUUACCGGCCUCAAAGUUAUUUACAGAACCGAAGGCUUGGAGGGUUGGUUCCGAGGCGUGGGGCCGCGCGGUGUUUGGACUUUUAUUCAGAGUGGCUGCAUGCUUUUCCUGUAUCAACGACUCCUCCGGCAACUCGAUAUCUGGAUGCCGGUUGACAAGGAGAACGACAUGUAG
Molecule: messenger RNA, 1230 nt
Organism: Cordyceps fumosorosea ARSEF 2679
Lineage: Eukaryota; Fungi; Ascomycota; Sordariomycetes; Hypocreales; Cordycipitaceae
Product: Mitochondrial carrier domain protein
Exons: 3
Coding region: 1-1230 (409 amino acids)
Biological process (GO): magnesium ion export from mitochondrion
Molecular function (GO): magnesium ion transmembrane transporter activity
Source: RefSeq, a predicted model, not a curated record